Molecule: messenger RNA, 864 nt
Organism: Symbiodinium natans
Lineage: Eukaryota; Dinophyceae; Suessiales; Symbiodiniaceae
Source: the annotation of a GenBank genome assembly
AUGCCUACGGUGGAGAAGAUCCUGGUCGUCGUCGUGUAUGUAGUCAGCUUGGUCAUCAACGGUUUGGCAGCAAGCGGAGUGCUUUCCGGCCUGCCGAUCGGCGAAGUGUCUGCCCAGUAUCCUACUUACGUGACCCCGGACAAUUUGACGUUUCUGGUUUGGAGUGUAAUUUAUACCUUGGAGUUUGUUCUCGUGCUCGCACAGUGUUGUCCCUCCGAGAGCGCGGAGAAGCUUUUGCAGCAGCCAUGUUGCUUGACUGGCAUCUCUGUACGUUGGCGCCUGACCAUCGCCUUCCUCCUGAAUGCAGUCUGGUUGCCUCUCUACGUCAACCUGCAGUUUGGAAAAGCUUUGCUUGUCAUCCUGGCAUAUCUCCUCUUCCUGUUCCUGGUUUAUACUGACCUGAACACGGCAACGGCCAAUUCGUUCUGGGAGUGGGUCAUGUAUGCUGCAGGGAUCGCAUGCAACGUCAGCUGGGUGCUUGUGGCAUCGGUUGCGAACAAGUUCACUCUUUUGGGUGAGUUCGGGUGGAAGGAUGUGUAUGGAGUUGCUGGAGCUCCAUGGGCUGCAGUGCUGACGAUUGGAGCUGUAGCAGCGAUUGCCGUCGUGGUGGCUGUAACGCGCAGUGAUUUCGCGUGGUCGCUUGUUGCAGUGUGGGCUUUAGCUGGGCUGUACAGGCAGCACACAGUCCCAGACCCGGACAGCUUCCCGCCAGAAGCCAUGAACAAGACUUUGGCACUGUGCGCAUUGUGGGCCUGUGUUGUUGUUGGGAUAGCUGCAGCCACUGGCAUUUGCUUGAUACCCGCCAAUGGUGUCUUCAAGUCGAAGAACCGGGAGGCGGAUCACAAGCCCCUCAUUGCGCCUUGA